Lucilia sericata (common green bottle fly) is the source of this 4852-nucleotide messenger RNA. RefSeq names its product laminin subunit alpha-1-like. The record is from RefSeq and is a predicted model, not a curated record. The transcript has 7 exons. Gene Ontology annotation, biological process: axon guidance. Lineage: Eukaryota; Metazoa; Arthropoda; Insecta; Diptera; Calliphoridae. Bases 989 to 4852 code for a protein of 1287 amino acids. Gene Ontology annotation, cellular component: basement membrane.
CAUAACGAACGGUUGUGGAUACGGAAAAUAACGAGCGAAACGAAUAAAUAAAAAGAAAACAACGGUUUUCUGGUUAAUUUAAAAAAAAAUAUAUAAAAAAACGGAAGUGCAAUAAAAAAUUUUGUAAAAAAAUAAUUAUAAAAAAAAAAUUAUUUUAUAAAAUAAAAGAAAAUUUUAAAAAAUAUAUAUUUUAUAAAAAUAAAGAAAAAAAGAGAAAGUAAUAAAAGAAGUUGAAAAGGAGGAUGUGCCAAGAAUAGUGUUUGUUUUAGAAAAAGAAGAAAGAAAAAAAUCCAAAUUAAAGCAAAGGAAAAAUAAUUUAGCUUUUAGUGCCAAAAAAAUAUUUUGUUUUUAGAACGCAAUGCUUUAACGUAUAAACGCGCCUAUAAAAACGCGCCCUUUAAAAAUUUUAUUUGAAACGGUUUUAUUCUAUUUUUUUCGAUUUGCAAUUCAUUUUUUUGAAAAAAGUAUUUUUAACACAAAACGACGACAAUUUUGCCAAGAAAUAAAACACAUAAAAAACAACGACUAAUGUCUGGUGCUAAAUAAAAUUUUUAUGCAAAUGCACGUGUUUUAAAGCAAAAGCCUUUUAAAACCAAAUAAUUUUGCUCUGUUUUUAGAAAUUUUCAAAAAGAAAAGAAAAUCUAAAGUAGAAUAAAAAGUAAAGAAAUAAAAUUGUCAUGUGCAAAUAUACAAAAAAAAUGUAUUAAAACAAGUGCAGUGCCAAGCAAUUAAAAGUUAAACGUACGAGAAAAAUAUGCUCUAAGGCACCGGAAAUCGUUAUAAGUUUGAAAAUUUUUAAUAGAAAUAUUUAAAAAAAAAAAUCAUUUUCUAAGAAUCACCAUUUUUAACACAAAUGUAAAUACUUUACAACAAAACAGCAAACAACAUGAUUUAAUUCUUCCUUUAAAAACCCAUAAAAAUUCCCCCCAAAACGAGUUCCCCUUAAAACCUCAUUUUUGGACAAACAAAAAUAAACCACAACGAGAAAAUGUUUUCAACGACAACUAAAUCAAAACAAAGACCUUUAAGGGACUUUAACAAACCCUUUAACCUACAACUAAGACUGUUAAGAAUCUUCUGCAGUCUGCUGCUCAUGCUCAACUGGCAGGCAACACCCUCACAUACCAAAGAUUUAAUGCAACAUCGUGUUAGACAGCAACAGCAGCAACAACUACAUCACUAUCGCCAACAAGAAGAUUUGUUGCGGCAUUUUAAUUCAAAAUCUGGCGUAAAUAAUGCCACAACAACAUACAAUCAAGAUUUCGAAACGAGUGUGGUAUCAUGGACAGGCGCCAAAUUAACCAACUCACCGGCCACAUUCUUAUCAGCACAAUCAGCUGCAUCGGUACCAACAGAAUUGUUACAACGACGAAGACUGGAGCAUUUAAAACAAGAUGAGCAACAAGAACAGCUCGCUUACUCUGAAUCGCAGCUACAGCAACAAUUGGGCAAUAAGAGACGCAAAACUAAAAGUGGUUUAUUGAUUGAAAGCAAUAUUGAAAUGGAUUAUACGGAUUUACAACAAUCCUCAACUUCCACCAGCUUAGACUAUGAUACAGAAGCUGAAAUGUUAAAGGCAAUGGCCACAACAGCAGCUAAUAGCUAUAACAGUGGCCACAGUUAUCCCAAACAAGAACGCAAACGUAAUAGACAGCAUCACCAAUCACAGCGUAAGCGCAAUGGUCGUAAUGGAGGUGGUGGUGGAGGUGCUGGACAACAGGGUUUUGGUGGUGGCAACAACGGUCAACGUCAAAAAUUGCAACGCAACGCUUUACGUUUGCUAAAUAGUCACAGUGAUUCCCUAACUUCUUCUUCUCUGGAUAACAGCCAUCAGGAGGGUGGUUUAUUUCCUCAACUCUUUAAUGUUGCCACGCGUGCCUCUAUUACCGUUAAUGCCACUUGUGGUCAAAAUGGUCGGGAGGAAUACUGCAAACUAGUAGAUGCUUAUCCUCAUAAGAAAUGGGCCACCCAAUGUGGUAUUUGUAAUGCUCAUUCUUCAGAUGUGGCCAAACAUAGACCUAUAGAAUCCGUGAUUUCCAAUGUUAAUAUGCAGGAUCAAUGGUGGCAGUCGCCUACCUUGCAAUAUGGCAGAAAUUAUGAAUAUAUAACCAUAACUUUGGAUUUAAAGCAGAUCUAUCAAGUUUUCUAUGUCAUGCUAAAAUCCGCUAAUUCUCCCCGCCCUGCCUCCUGGAUCUUAGAGAAGUCUCUAGAUGGUUAUAACUUCCAAGCGUGGCAAUAUUUUGGCCGCUCAGAACUAGACUGUAAGCAACGUUAUAACCUGCCUGCACAAAAUGGCAAAUAUGUGUUUCAAAAUGAUACCGAGGUAAUCUGUACGACACAAUUUUCCAAGGCAUUGCCUCUAGAAAAUGGAGAGCUACAUGUAUCUUUGCUGAAAAAUCGCCCUGGGGCCAUGGAACAAACUCAAGAGUUAAUGGAUUUUAUAACAGCCCGUUACAUACGUAUACGUUUUCAGGGCAUGCACUCCACAGCCAAUUUGGAUAAUAGUGUCUACUGGCAGUUGGAUGCUCAUUCACUGGAGAAACGUAGUUUUUACUCCUUGAAACAGAUCAGAGUAAGUGCCCGUUUAGAUUGUCAUGGUCAUGCAGAGAAAACCAAAGAAUUAGCGGAAAAGUAUAAAGGUCAAAAGGAAUUUUCCGGUUUAGAAUCGACACUACAAUGUGAAUGUCAGCAUAAUACCUGUGGCAAUGAUUGCUCUCAAUGCUGUCCCCUUUAUCAGGAUAAACCCUUUCGAAAUGGCACCAUGCGUGAGGCGCAUCAAUGUGAGAUCUGUCAAUGUAAUGAUCAUGCUGAAACUUGUAUUUAUGAUCGUUUUUUGGAGCGGGGAGUAUGUCAAGAUUGUCGUAAUAAUACUACAGGGAAUGAAUGUGAAUUCUGUUUAAAUGGUUUCUAUAGACCCCAGGGAGCUUUGCGUUCGGAAGCUUGUUUGCCCUGUGAAUGUAAUACCAAGGGAUCGACUGGUUUGUGUCAUGCAGAAGGUGGCUCUUGUAUAUGUCGAGAAGGUUUUCAGGGCAGGAAAUGUGAGGAAUGUUUGCCGGGUUUUUAUGGUGAAGACUGUCUUAAGUGUGAGUGUGAUGGUCGAGGGACCUUGGCCGAUAGCGAGUGUGCGGGUGUGUGUGUUUGCAAGGCUAAUGUAGAGGGUGAUACCUGUAAUCUGUGCAAAGAAGGUUUUUAUGAUUUAAGCUCGGAGAAUCCGGAAGGUUGUUCCCCCUGCUGGUGUUCUGGCUUGGAGGCCGGCUGCUCUAGUGCCCAAUUGUCUACACUGGCCUUUGAAACUCUAAACGAUUGGAAAAUUACCGAUAUUACCCGAUCUCAAACAGCUGUACCUGUCUUAGAUUCCGACACCAAUUUCCUGGGUUAUGGCAUGUAUGAUUUAUCCGAUGUAGAGGCCAUCUAUUGGCAGGCUCCUCAAGGUUAUUUGGGCAAUCGCUUAACUAGCUAUGGUUCACGCUUAUCCAUACAAGUCAAUUGGGUAACCAUUAGAGGUGAUACUUCCGGCAAACCCACUUCAGGACCCAAUGUUAUUCUAUUCGGUAAAAAUGGUUUAAAAAUAGCCUAUGGUGAUGAGGAGUUUACUAGAGGGUCCAGUGCCACCAUAAAUAUAACUUUAGAACAGAGCGGUUGGUAUCAUGUGCCUGCACAAGUCAAGGAUAUAAAAACAAGGCUGAGGCGCAAUGAGUAUCAUGGUUCCCAAGUCUCACGAGCCCAAUUCUUAGCGGUUUUAACUAAUUUAGAAGCUUUAUUGGUAAGAGCCGCUUUUCAUACCGAUCAAGUGGAAACCAAUUUGGAAAGAGUGAUUAUUUAUACCGGAGGCUUGGAACUAGGAGGUCCACCUUCCUCUAAAGUGGAACAGUGUAGAUGUCCUUCUGGCUACACGGGAUUAUCCUGUGAAUCUUGUGAUUUUGGCUUUAUAAGAGUCUAUGAAAACUCCAGUGAUCAUCAUGAGGUGGGACGUUGUAAACCUUGUCCCUGUAAUGGUCAUUCGAACUCAUGUGAUUUGCAGAGUGGUGGCUGUGGCAAUUGUAUGCACAAUACCUAUGGUGAAAGAUGUGAACGUUGUCAACGCGGCUACUAUGGCAAUCCCUUGCAUGGUACUCCCCACGACUGUAAACCCUGUGCCUGCCCUCUACUGGCUGCCAGUAAUAACUUUUCUCCCAGUUGCCAGUUGAAGUCGUAUGCUAUCAUGGACAUCAACCCUAUUUAUGGUGUGGUGGAAAAUACCGAAUACAUUUGUACACAAUGUCCGCCCGGCUAUACGGGUGACCACUGUGAAAUGUGUGAUGAUGGUUACUAUGGCAAGCCUACCGAGUUGGGUUCUUCGUGUCAGCCCUGUGCUUGUGAUGGCGGACCAUGUGAUGUCUUUACGGGCAGGUGUAUAGUGUGCGAGGGCAACACCGAAGGCUGGCAUUGUGAACGCUGUAAAAUGGGUUACUGGGGUGAUCCCUCUAUGGGUUGUGAACCCUGUGAUUGCUUUAGCGAAGGCUCUGAUAGCUCAGUAUGUGACAGUACUGAUGGUCAGUGUUUGUGUAAACCCCGUUACAGUGGUCAAAAAUGUGAUGAAUGUGCUGAAGGUUAUGCACAAAUCGAUAUGAAAUGUGCACCAUGUUCCUGUAAUGAAUGGGGUUCAAUUGAUCCUCACACCUGUGAUCCCGAUAAUGGACAAUGUCAGUGUAAACCGGGAGUUCAAGGACUCAAAUGCAAUGAAUGUGAAGAGGGAUAUUUUGGACUCAAAGCAGAAUCUUAUGGUUGUGUGGUUAUUAUUGAGUGUCGUAAAGAAUUACCUUUGGUACUUCAUUGCAAGGCCCACUAUGUGGUCAAAGAAACUGAAAGCUAA